Spirometra erinaceieuropaei is the source of this 391-nucleotide messenger RNA. The record is from the annotation of a GenBank genome assembly. NCBI's taxonomy places the organism in Eukaryota, Metazoa, Platyhelminthes, Cestoda, Diphyllobothriidea, Diphyllobothriidae.
AUGCCAGCUCUAACUGGUGCCGCUCCUUCACCUCCCAUAUCGGCCUGGUUGGUCAUUUGCGAAUCUGCCACGCAGAGACCGGUGAGUCAGUGCCUGGAACACCAACCUACACUCACCGCUUUCGCCUUCACUGUGUACAUUGCGCCCUCACACUCACUCACCGUAUGCGUCUUUUCAGCCACAUGCCAUCCACGAGGGCGGAAUCGACCGCAGUCUCGACACAUCUAGCACCUCCUGCGCAUCCACCUUGCCUGGCCCAAUGCACACCCCGCCACCCAGCGCGUCCACCAACAGCAGCUGCACCACUGCCAUCGUCUUCGAAACCGACACUGACACCGCCGACUUUUCCUGUCCCCACUGUCCCCGUACAUCAUCUCAUACAUCAGCCUAG